Pediculus humanus corporis (human body louse) is the source of this 534-nucleotide messenger RNA. Its product is annotated as Lipoma HMGIC fusion partner precursor, putative. The record is from RefSeq and is a predicted model, not a curated record. The coding region runs from base 1 to 534 and encodes 177 amino acids. Lineage: Eukaryota; Metazoa; Arthropoda; Insecta; Psocodea; Pediculidae. The transcript has 5 exons. Gene Ontology annotation, cellular component: membrane.
AUGCGAAAAAACUACAACGGCGACGACGGCGACACAUCGUUGAUAGAUUGCGAUCACGUGAUCACUUCUUUUCGUCGUUGUAAUUAUCCAAAAGUUUCGUCUGCUGGUCUUGUAGAAAUAAUACAAGAAUGCGGAAGGUAUUCAAGGUUUUGGGAUAUUCCGAGUCCGUGGUGGCAAGCUAGCACCAUAUUGGUCGGCAUUGCCAGCGGUCUUAGCUUGUUGGUCGGUGUUACCGCCACAGCUGCUUGUUGCGUUGCUUAUGUUGUUCACGCUGGAACGGCAAGAGCUGCUGGAUUUUUACAACUUUUUGCAGCUUUGAUGGUCUGCUGCGGAGUCGUUUUGUAUCCGAUAGGAUGGGACAAUAGGGAAAUCAAAGAAUCGUGUGGAGAAUCGGCACACGUUUAUAAAAUCGGAAAUUGUAACGUAUCAUGGUCAGCGUAUCUUUUGCUCGGAGCCGUCACACUUUUAUUAUUUUGCUUCGGUUUGAGUUUUUGCGCAUCGAGAAUAAAACCCGGAGGAUCGUUUCGGAUAUGA